Aedes albopictus (Asian tiger mosquito) is the source of this 621-nucleotide messenger RNA. RefSeq lists its product as uncharacterized. Bases 9 to 578 code for a protein of 189 amino acids. The transcript is spliced from 2 exons. Lineage: Eukaryota; Metazoa; Arthropoda; Insecta; Diptera; Culicidae. The record is from RefSeq and is a predicted model, not a curated record.
UGUGCACAAUGAACUUGAAAAUAUUCUGCGCCCUUGUACUCCAGCUUCUGCUAGGCGUACAAGUGUGCUUGAGCCUCUAUAAAAUGUUUCUGGAGUUCGAUCGUUAUGAAAUCGAGUAUAGCGUGAUCGGAGACUUCUCCAAAGUUCGCGUUCGGAAAUUCAAUCGGACAACUCCGGUCAUCAACGGGUCAUACGAUCUGGCAGUUGAUUUGGACGACAACUACGAGAUAGGAAUCACCUGUUCCCGAAGCGAACUGGGCAACAACCAGUACAAUCUGUUUCCGAUGAAGCUGACCACUAUGCCGGUUUGCGAUUUUAUCAAUGCUUACGGUCCAGACUACCAGUGGAUCUGGGAGAACAAAUCAAACUUCAUCUAUGUGGGUCCCGAAGGGGUCUGUCCCUGGCCAAAAGGCACCUACUGGGUGAAAGAUCUGGCGCUGGAUGCGUCACUGCUACCUCCGGUUAUUCCAAACGGAUAUUAUCGGUGCUAUUUGGAUGUGAAUCUGGCGGCCACCAAGGAACUUGUUCACCAUCAGGCGUACUAUUCCAGAAUCUACCGAGAGUUGACCAAAAAUUGAAGAUAAUCUGAUUGCUUAUUACCGACUGUAGGCUUGAACGGAU